ACCUCGACCGCUGUCCGCCCUCUGAGGACGCGUCGACGACGCCCCCUUGCGCUCCGUCGCAUCAUGUCCAUUCCUUUUGCCUUUGUUUCUCUAGUUACGUCCGACCACUACCUUCCCGGUGCUCUCGCAGUCGCAGCGGCACUCAAGGACCUGCACCCGACACCUGCCAAGGCUCCGGAAGUCAACUUCCAGACCGUGUGCCUCGUUACCCCCGAGAGCAUAGAUGUGUCUACCAUUAAGCUCCUCCGCCGCGCCUUCAAUGUCGUGAUCGGCGUUGAGCUCAUAGAGCAGGAGGACGAGAAGGGUCUGCAGCUACUCGGUCGUCCGGAUCUCAGUCAUGUGCUCACAAAAUUACACAUAUUUCGCCUGACGCAGUACCAGAAGAUAAUAUUCCUCGACGCAGACGUACUUCCGAUACGGCCGUUAUCGCACUUGUUCAACAUACCUCAUGAUUUCGCAGCUGUGCCGGAUGUCGGCUGGCCGGAUAUCUUUAAUUCCGGCGUGUUGGUGCUGAAUCCCGGUCAAGAUAAAUUCGACCAGCUCGUCCAGCUCCUCAAGACCAAGGGUAGCUGGGACGGAGGGGACCAAGGACUCUUAAACGAAUGGAGGGGCGGGAACUGGCACCGCCUGAGCUUCACCUACAAUACAACACCAACUGCUGCGUACACAUACGCCCCCGCUUAUGAACGAUUUGGCUCGCAAAUAUCGGCGAUUCACUUCAUUGGCCCCAGUAAACCUUGGGCAAGCCUGCAGUACCGGGCUCCCGCACGAUGCGAAUGUUCCCAGGAGGAGAAGCGCAAGCAGGUGUACAACUUUGACUCGCUCGUCGACCGUUGGUUCGACGUGUACGACAGGUAUUACCGUUCGGACGCGCCCACGGCGCGCGCCGAAUUCGAGGUCCGGAGAUAUGCCUCGGUCUGGGACGAAAAUGGUCGGGACGAGCUCGGCGCGGAGCUUCCUCCCAUCACUCUCAGCGGGACAGCUACUCAUCCUGGUGGUACAUUAGGUCUGGAGGAUCUACGGAGAAUUGCCGUAGAGGGUAUGAGUAACAUGGGCAGCUCUGUCGCUGACACCGAAAGCGCUGUUCAAGUGGGCGAGUACCGCUCUAUGCCGUUGGGAGGUCGUGUCGACUUGAUGCGGCCUAAGCCCCAACCGAGGCCGCAGACUCAGACUUGGGACGAGCAUACAGGGACAGGCGAAGGCCAUCGAAACGACCGUGAUCGGGACUUGACGCCCACUCAGGAAGAUGGAGGCGGCGAUGGCCCGAGGAUGCACACGCACCUACUCCUAGCCCCAACGAGAUUCCGCCUGCACCUUAUCAGCAGGGCAGAUCGUCGCCGCCAGCCUUGUCGUACCCUACCCAAGGUGAACAGUGGUCGGGUCCAGAGAGUUCUCAACACAGCACCAAGAUCAAGGACGGCGCAUGACUCUCAACGGCAACAGUGGCAGCCUGAGCCCGAGCAUCAGGGAACACACCACCACCACCGUCAGCAUCAGCAUCAGCAGCCGUUCCGCCACCAACCUCCUUCCCCUCAAAACAGCAGUCCCGAGCAUGAACCGAUCCCGAUGCCCUCUGUGUACCACCGCCAUUCUCCUCGUCAUUCUCCUGGCCAUUCGCCUCAGCAUCAUUCGCCUCCAUACCACCAACCUCAACAUCACCCGCAUGCACACCAGCAUCAUCAACACCACGAGCAUCGCUCUCCCCCUCGUCCCUCCUCGCCUCCAAUCAACGCGUUCCCCACAGACACGUAUUUCCCCAAUGUCUGGGACCAGUCGCCCUCGCGUCAGCACGACGCUGCGCAUCAAGCCUUCCCGUCACCACCGGUGCCCUACGUGCCCGCGCCGCACUCGGACGCGUUCUUCCGGCCGCCUCCUCCGAGCCGUGUACCAGAGCAGCUUCUCCUUCAGGGCCAGUACUCGAACGUCUUUGGACAAGCACCGCCUGCAGGCCCUGGGUCCCCUCCUGCUCAGCCCGUCCCCGAUCCGACCAAGGUGCAGGCGGUGUUCCCUUGGGAGCAAAAGCCUCAGCACACCCCGAAGCGGGUCUUCCCCGUUUCAGACGUUCCCCUCGCUACGACGAAGUACAUCGAGAAUGAGGCGAUGUCUUCGUCCGCCACGCAGGCUGAGGAGGAAGCACUCACCCCAGAGGGUUCGCCUGAGGCGGUCGCCGGGUCGCCGGGCCAGAUACGACCUGCGCUGCAUGUGCAAGCGCCGACGCCGCCGACGAUUGGGCUGCCGGGCCAUCUCACGUAUGCGAAUGCGUGGGACACAGUACCCAGUAUACAGAAGUACGCGUCGAAGCUUGUGAGGCCGCAUCAUCAGUAUCCUUUUCAGCAUGUGCCGUAUCAGAGCACGGGUUCGCCUCGCCGUCGCUCCGCGCAGUGGACGGAUGACGACGCGUGGAGGCGCAUGGAGAAGGAGCGCGAGCGGGUUGCGCAGGCGCGGCAGGAUGCAAGCAGCAUGGAUGGUGAUGACGAGGACGAAGGUGACGACGAGGACGAUUGGGACGGUGAGAGCAAAAAGGAUAGCGCCUUAGGGACCGGCAGUCAUUCCGGGGGCCGCUCGAGGUCAGGAAGUACUGCGUCAGCGACGGCCGCAAAAGGGAGGAAGUACCGCGGGCGUGGUGUGCAAACCAUCCCUGUUGAGACUCGUCACCAGGCUAUCCAGGUCAAGAUUCGCUCGUUGUCCACGGAUGGUGAUGGUCCGGUGUCCAGAGAUCCUAAGCAGCCGCCUCCAUCGACCAGGAUGGUCCCGGAAAAGACAAAGCGUGAUAUGGCAUCUAGUCCAAUUUUGGCCAAGAACCGCCUUCUGCCUCCGCCUACCCUGUUGCCGCCGGCGCCCGUGCAUGAGUUCAGGAUGGAUCCUGACCAGAUGGGACAAGCGACUCCGGCUCUCAGCCAGUCCCUGAAGCAAACGGUGCCAUUCCCGUCUUCUGCGUCGCCGACUGGGUUGCGGUCCCCUCAGACGCUUGGUUCGCCACGCACUUACUCUCCACCCAAGGCGUUGAGUCCGCCCAAUGCGCUGUCCCCGUCCAAGAUGAGCUCGCCGAAGGUCCCCUCGCCUCCGCGUGUCAUGAGCCCUCCCAAGGUCCCUACUCCGGCCAAGAUGUCCACCCCGCCCAUGUCUGGUACCGCGAGUCCUGCCAGAGUGCCGUCUACGCCUAAGGGCGCGUCGCCUCGCAGGCUGUCAUCUGCGCAACAGCAGCAGUUCACCACCCCUCGCAAGUCUUCAUUUGGCAGCACGCCUCCCAGCAAGCCUGCCUCGCCGAGGGUCGGGCCCGUUUUAUCGUCGACCCCGCCGCCCAGUACUCCUUCCCCUAAGCUUCCCAAAUUGACCUCUCCGUUUGGGCCUCCGAUGUCUCGCUCAGUCUCGAACGACACCAACCUAACGUCGUCGCCGUCCACGCAAGGUAUGCCACUGACGCCCGAGAGCGCGACCGCCCCUCCCCCUCCGCGCAAAGCAGGACACGUUUUCAAGCGCAGUUCGGAAGAAGUACUCGCCCGUUUCCUGCGCAUGGGCCCGUUCGAAGAGGAUGAACGUCGUCAGAACCAGGUUCAACAGCAGCAAGAGUAGUGGCAGAGAGAUAGAGGCCCGUUCCCCGUGAAGUUCCUUCCUGUCUAUAUGUGUUUCCUUUUCACGAAGCGUGAUGUUUGUCUGUCUUUAUUCCGUUUCCUUCCUCCUUUGCUUCUAGCCUCAUCAACC
Molecule: messenger RNA, 3702 nt
Organism: Fomitopsis serialis
Lineage: Eukaryota; Fungi; Basidiomycota; Agaricomycetes; Polyporales; Fomitopsidaceae
Exons: 7
Coding region: 64-3573 (1169 amino acids)
Cellular component (GO): cytoplasm
Molecular function (GO): glycosyltransferase activity
Source: RefSeq, a predicted model, not a curated record